GCCAAAACAUCAACACGUUACGUUCGCGAGCGUCGACAAUGCGCGCGACAAAAACACAGAAACGUGGAGUUUUUUUUUUUAAUGAACAUUAGCCAAAAAAAGAGAGGAGGCGACACACACGCAGCUCGUUUUAAAUAUAUAUGUGUGUGACAGGCUGGUAGCUGGAGCUUCUUCCUUAACAGAUUAUACUUUAUUACUAAAGUUUUUUUAGGCCUCAAAGUGCCGUUAGCGUUGUAGCAUAGCCUACAAAACAGCUGCUCCUCUGUCGCUUUGUGGAAAUAAACAGUCAAACUAGUGAGCGGGUUUAGUCGCAGUAGUCAAAGUAAACACCACCAUAGACACUAUCAGGGAACACGUUGUUACGAUCAGCACAGGGAACUUAAACACUCCGCGGAUGACUGAAAGCUGAAGGCCUGCUGCUCUUGUGCUAACGGCUAUCGAAGCGAGCUAACGGACACUGAAGCGAGCUAACGGCUAUCGAAGCGAGCUAACGGCUACCGAAGCGAGCUAACGGCUACCGAAGCGAGCUAACUGCUACUGAAGCGACUUAACGGCUACCGAAGCGAGCUAACGGUUACUGAGGCGAGCUAAGGGCUACCGAAGCGACUUAACGGCUACCGAAGCGAGCUAACGGUUACCGAAGCGACUUAACGGCUACCGAAGCGAGCUAACGGCUACCGACGCGAGCUAACUGCCACUGAAGCGACUGACUCUUUUUCUCUGGCGUAAAAGAUGUUUGGUUCUUCGAGAUCUGGAGGGGUCAGGGGGGGACAGGACCAGUUCAACUGGGAUGACGUGAAAGGAGAUAAACACAGAGAAAACUAUCUCGGGAACUCUUUGAUGGCCCCAGUAGGACGAUGGCAAAAAGGCAAAGAUCUGACAUGGUACGCAAGAGAUAAAAAAGGCAGCAGACCUCUGACCAAAGAAGAAGAACUUGCCGCCGUGAAGGCUGCAGAGCACGAAGCACUAAUGGCUGCCCUAGGGCACAAGAAUAUAAAGAGGCAACCCACCGGUCUGACCAAAGAGGACCUUGCAGAUGUUUGCAGGAGGGAAGAGGCUGAUGGCGAAGAGAGAAAUGUGGACCGUGUCUCAGGCUUGGGAAGCUCCAGUGUAGGGUCAAGGAAAAUGGUGCUGUCCCAAAAGGAAAAGGAGGCAGCUAAAAUAGGAUUGCCUGUUUUCACACACCACAAAACAGAGGCUCGUUCCGAAACCCUAACAACAAAGACAUCUCAGAGUGAAGAAAAAGGGGAUGUGGAACAACGACACGAGAGCAAAAAGAAAAAGAAAGAAAAAAAGAGCAAAAAGGAGAAAAAGAAGAAGGAAAAAAAGAAGAAAAGACAAAGACGAGACUCGUCAUCAUCAUCAGAGUCAGAUGACGACAGAAAGAGGCAGAGAAAGGACCACCAUCAUCAUAAUCCAUCAUACCAUAGUCAGAGUGGAGCCAGACCCCGUGACAGCCAUUCAAGGGGGGGUGCAAAGGCCGAGCGACAGCCCUCCUACCCCCAUCACCGGCAGCAGCGACAUGACACAGACUCCUCUGAUGGGGGGUCUCCUGUCCCCCGUAACCCUGUCAGCCACAAGACGGCCCCUGCUGGUGCCACACAAAGCCACAGGCGGCGCCACGACACAGACUCGGACGACUAAUGUCCUCCCCACCCCACCCCCAAUUCAAAGACUUAUAACACAGACAGAACGCUCUACAGCAGCUUGACUGCCCCUGAAGACCUCAUUUACCCUGAACGGCCAAACGGACCGUGGAUGGAGGCGGCUCGACGUGUCUAACAGGCCUUGUGUUUUAACUUCUUUACCCAGUAUGUUGGUCAGUUGGGAUACUCUGUGAUUUUGAAUAAUUUUUUUUUCAUUCAUAUUUUCUGUAUUGUCACACAUUCUGAUCUGUUUUUAUCUCAAUAAUUAAAGUUACAGUGUGUAGGAUUUUGUGGCAUCUAGCGGCAAGGUUGCGGAUUGCGACCAGCUCAGUACUGCUUGCUUCACCUUCCCCUGUUGAAGCACGUAAAACCUACAGUGGCCAUGAAAGGCCCUAUCUAGAGCCAGAGUUUGGUAGAAAUGUGGGAGAGGCUCAUUCUAAGCUAAUAAAAACACGACUGAAUAAUGAAUUAUGAACAUUUAAUUUAAUUUCUACCAAUAGAGCCUCCUAAAUGUUACACACUGGACAUUUUAAAAUAUGCAGGAUAAAACAUUUCGCCCUGGUGGAUGUUAAUGUUUGGGAAAUCUUCAGUAAAAGAUCUUAAAAUCUGA
Molecule: messenger RNA, 2256 nt
Organism: Larimichthys crocea (large yellow croaker)
Lineage: Eukaryota; Metazoa; Chordata; Actinopteri; Sciaenidae
Gene: ciih1orf35
Product: chromosome II C1orf35 homolog
Exons: 8
Coding region: 733-1644 (303 amino acids)
Source: RefSeq, a predicted model, not a curated record